UCGCCUGAACGGGGCCGCUGAAGUCUUGCGGGAAUCUUGCCUGCCAGCGUCUGUACAAUGUUUCAGCCUAGACCUUGUGGCUGUAAGGGCCAGAGGACAUGCCUGGUGUGCGAGAAGGAUAUGGUGGGCCAGGAGACGGCCUGCUGGGUCACACCGAGGGAGAAGGAGUGUGCCUAUGUGUACUGCCCAGAAUGUGACUUGGCUUGGCCGGGGUGGGACACCAAACAAUGGAAGUGUCACCCAAACCACCAGGGAGAGGGAAUACCCUUUCCAGGAGUAAAAAUCAUACAAGAUUUCAUAUCUGAAGAAGAAGAAAGAGACCUCAUGAACUCCAUUGAUGAAGUACCCUGGGAUCUGUCUCAGAGUGGCAGAAGGAAGCAGAACUAUGGGCCAAAAUGCAACUUCAAGAAGAGGCGAGUGAAAGCAGACACUUUCUCAGGCUACCCAGCCUUCACAAAAUAUCUACAAGAGCGCUUCAACUCGGUUGAUGUUCUCCAGGGUUUCCAGACAGUGGAGCAGUGUUCCCUCGAGUACUCUCCUGAGAGAGGUGCAUCCAUUGAUCCACACGUUGAUGACUGCUGGAUUUGGGGUGAAAGGAUACCUACAGUUAGUCUUCUAAUUGACUCCACCCUCACCUUAAGAAAAUUUAGUGGUCCUGAAACAAAGUACAAUUUAAUAGAUCGAAAAAGCUAUCCUUCAGUCGUGGGAGUUAAUGGUAAUGUUAGAGGAGAUGAGGAAAUCAGAAGGGAAUUUGAAAAAAUUCACGAAGAGACAGAUAAUGACCAGGAAAGUGAAAAUUCUCAAGAUAAACACGCCAGCACGUCACUGGCAACAGGAUUUGUUGAGCCAAGUCUUGUGCGCAUACCCAUGCCGCAGCGCUCCCUCCUCGUGUUGUAUGGACCUCCUCGCUACGAUUGGGAACAUGGAAUAUUGAGGGAGGACAUUCCGUCCCGGAGAGUGUGCAUCACUUACAGAGAAUUAACGCCCACCUACCUCCCCUGUGGUCCCAAGGCAGACAUAGGUGAGACCAUCCUGCAGGCUGGGAAGGUGUUCUGGGACCACCACCGCCACUACUCACUGGAUCGGGAAGUUGGUGCUAAGGCGUGACAAAGGUAAUACUGUACCUUCAUGGAGUGCCCUGAGACAAUUGGAAAUAAGAAUCAUGGCACCACACAACUAUGUCUGUGCCCAGAGAAGUGUGAAAACUUUAUUAUGGCCUUUGAUUGGCAUUGGGAAGCAGGAGCCCCUUGCCCACUACACUCUUGGUGCAGACUUCCCUGUGUGACAUAAUAUAGGAGGUCAACACUUCUAACUUGUUUCCUUAAAAUCUUGCUUUGGGAACUGGAUUCUGCACCAGGUCAAGAUCUGGUGCAUUAAAACAGUGGAGCAGUGAUGAUAACGGUUAAGCAAUAUAUACAAUUUAAUAGAAUAUGCGUAUAUACAAUAAAAUUUUAAACAUUGGUUAAUGAUUUUCUACACUGAAGAGUUGAAACUUGAAACCUUUCAAAUAUAAUAUGUGAAGAUGCAGGUGCCAUGCAAUCCACCAAGCAGAAAUGGCUGGCCAGGGCACACAAGUUUUAUAGUAGUAUGUGAAUGCAGUAUGCAAAGGUAAGAAUAUCUGUAGGAAAAAGUAUGAAAAUGAGGAAUCACAAAACGUAACACUGAAAUGAAUUUGAAGCCUUUAAAAUUCUGGAGAAAUUUAUAUACGUGUGUCAUCCUUAACUGGAAAGAGGUGGGUUAUCUGUGUGAAGUGUGAAGCACAGAAGUACAACGAAGAACAGGUGCUGGGGCUAUAUAAUCCCUGAUGCAGGAGGAGGUAUUCAGUGAGAGUACCUGUACAUACCAACCUUGCCACAAAAAUAUAGUUAAACUUUUUCCCCACUUGAUUUGCAAUGACAAUGAAAUAUCCAUGUAUAAAAAAUGCAAAUUUAUUACAACCUGAUCUUUAGUCCUGCCAUCUCUAACUGUUCAUAAAUUUACAGGAAAUGUUUUGUUUUGUUUUUCAUUCAAAGGCAAACUUACAGUAGACAGGGUAUGAGAAAA
Molecule: messenger RNA, 2043 nt
Organism: Eriocheir sinensis (Chinese mitten crab)
Lineage: Eukaryota; Metazoa; Arthropoda; Malacostraca; Decapoda; Varunidae
Product: alpha-ketoglutarate-dependent dioxygenase alkB homolog 4-like
Exons: 4
Coding region: 58-1107 (349 amino acids)
Biological process (GO): oxidative demethylation
Molecular function (GO): oxidoreductase activity; demethylase activity
Source: RefSeq, a predicted model, not a curated record